Zootermopsis nevadensis is the source of this 1473-nucleotide messenger RNA. Lineage: Eukaryota; Metazoa; Arthropoda; Insecta; Blattodea; Termopsidae. The record is from RefSeq and is a predicted model, not a curated record.
UUGGCUUCUUAUGAAGAAGAUGAACCCCAAACGUGCAUUCAGAAGCUGGAAGACCGCGGAUUGGACACCGCGGGCCUCAGUUGUGAACCUAGACGAAUGCGAGUGCCAGCCGUGGCUCCGAAAACGCGACGCCAUUAUCAGGAAACCGUGAAACUGUGGCCUUGUAACUUUCAUGAAAACAAAUAUUUAGAGAAGGUUUUGAGUGACAAAUUGUUUGACGUAACCGAAAAAUUGGAGCAGCAAAAGUAUAUGAAGAAGUGUUUGGAAGCUGCACGGUGUAGUUUUGAAGCUGGUGGUGCUGGGGUCGGAGCCCUGGUUGUCGAUCCGGCAAAGAAACGGGUUAUCGCCGUAGGGUAUGAUGACAGGGUUAAAUACCAUUUAAAGCAUGCCGUUAUGGUAGUCGUUGAUCUGGUGGCGCAUUCUCAGGGCGGGGGGGCCUGGAAGGUGGGAGACAGACUGGGGUUUUUGGAAACUGGAGAAUCUUUUAUAAAAGAGAUACGUAAAUCAUACGUGGAUUCUGAGCCAUUGACACAGAAGGAGACUCGACGUUGUUCCAGCUCCGAAGCUGGCAACAAGCAAACCUCAAGCGAUGUUUGGUUCGGGUGCAGAGAUACUGACAGCAGUGGCGUCGAUGUAGUGCGGUCGAAGGACGGUUCUGCCUCUCGAGAGCCGAAGACGGGUCCUUACGUCUGUACAGGAUAUGAUGUGUAUGUGACCAGGGAGCCGUGCCCCAUGUGCGCCAUGGCAUUGGUGCACAGCAGGGUAAGGCGUGUCUUUUAUGGAUGCCCGAGUCCUCAGGGAGCGCUGGGCACGAAAGUCAAACUUCAUACGUUGAAAGGUCUCAACCAUCACUAUGAAGUAUUUGCGGGAAUUUUGGAGAAGGAUUGUGAAAAUGUUCAAAAUACAUUCCCGGAUAACUUGGGCAUGCGCUGUUCAAGAUUGUCUUGAUACUGUAAUGGCAGCGAGAUCGUAUAGUACACUUCACAACGAGGUUUGAUAACGUUGGCAACACGUCGAGAGGUUGUUUGAAACUAAUGAGCUUUUUAAAAUAAUCGUUUCAGUGUUUAUGAAACUACGUUGUAGCAUGGAGAGAAGCCUCAUUUUACAGUCAGUGGUGGCCUUCUGGGUUGUCAUGCCGCGUGGACUCUGGUACGGAAGAUAUCGCCCUGAAGAUGGAGGCAGUAAAUUCCUCCGAAGCUUAGGUAGCCACCAGAAUACGCCAUUGACACAUUCACUGCCCCUUGAAUACAAAGUGGCAACACCAACACGUCUACAGGUCUGUUAUAGAGAUGGGGAGAAGAUUUUCUUUUUUUCAGAAACACGACAAAGUAUUGUCUUUGUUGCUUUGUUCGAUGUAAAAGACAUGUCGCAAAGUCGAGGUUUGAACCCGAGACCACUAGUAUACGAAGCAAGCCUCGUAUGUACAGUGUGGUUCAUACUGGACCGAACAAAGUUCAGCACUGCCGAGUUAUG